Molecule: messenger RNA, 2109 nt
Organism: Rotaria sp. Silwood2
Lineage: Eukaryota; Metazoa; Rotifera; Eurotatoria; Philodinida; Philodinidae
Source: the annotation of a GenBank genome assembly
AUGUCAUCAACGUUUGGCGGUAUGGCAAAUAGUCUGACACGCGAUGCACAUUUAGUUGAUAAUGAUCAACCAUUUUCAACUUCAUCGCUUGUUGCAGCUCGUAGUGGUGUAGCUAAACAUGUUAGAGAAAAAGGUCUUAUUAUGGAACAAGAUAUAGAUUGUUUAGAAUAUUCAUCAGAAGAAGAAAGUACUAAACCAACUGAAGAUCUUGAUGGUAUAUUUGCUAUAAGUAGUAAAAAAUCAAAAUUAGAUAUGAUUAUAGCAAAUCAUGAUAAAAUAUAUUAUCGACCAUUUUGUAAAGAUUUUUAUACAGCUAUAUUUGAGAUAACUAAUAUGACAGAAGCAGAAGUUGUUGCUUAUCGAAAAGAACUAAACGAUAUCAAGGUAGUUGGUAAACGAUGUCCAAGACCAAUAAAAACUUGGUCACAGUGUAUAACAUCUGUUAAAAUUUUACAAUUUUUAAAAAAAUAUAAGUAUGAAAAGGUAACACCCAUUCAAGCUCAAGCAUUACCAAUUAUUCUUUCUGGUAGAAAUAUGAUUGGUAUUGCGAAAACAGGCAGUGGAAAAACAUUAGCAUUUCUUUUACCAAUGUUUCGUCAUAUAAUAGAUCAACCACCAUUAGAUGAUGGAGAUGGUCCAAUAGCUAUCAUUAUAACACCAACUCGUGCAUUAGCAUUACAAACAACAAGAGAAUGUAAAAAAUUUGCUAAAUUAUUUGAUAUUCGUUGUAUUGCUGUUUAUGGUGAUACAAGCGUAUCAGAACAAAUUGCACAACUUAAACGUGGUGCAGAGAUUAUUGUAUGUACACCUGGACGUUUGGUUGAUAUGUUAACUGCUAAUAAUGGAAGAGUCACAAAUGUUCGACGAGUCACUUAUGUUGCUGUCGAUGAAGCUGAUCGAAUGUUUGAUAUGGGUUUUGAACCACAGGUGCCAAAAAUCCUUGAUAGUAUUCGUCCUGAUCGUCAAAUCGUUAUGUUUUCAGCAACAUUUCCUAAAAAAAUGGAAGCAUUAGCACGUAAAAAUCUCUAUAAACCCAUUGAAGCGACUAUAGGUGAACGAAGUAUUGUUUGUAAAGAUAUUAUACAAAAUGGCGUAAAUAUUCAAAAUUUAAUUCUUGUUGUUAAUUAUGAUUGUCCAAAUCAUUAUGAAGAUUAUGUACAUCGUUGUGGACGUACGGGUCGAGCAGGAAAUAUAGAUUAUGCUUAUACAUUUCUUACACCAACACAAGAACGUUAUACUGGUAAUAUAAUUCAAGCUUUAAAAACAUCUGGUACAUCUAUACCAGAAGUAUUAACUUUAUUAUGGGAUAGUUAUGUUAAAAAAGAGGAAGCCAUGGGUAUAGAAUCAGAAAUUAAUGCACAGUCCGAAUAUCUUUCACAAAAUGUUGCAAGUGUGACAGCCAAAUAUAAAGAUAAAAUGCAUACAAUUAAAUCACGUUUAGAACAAACUGAUCGCGACAGACGUGAAGCACAAAUUCGUACUGAACAAUUACAAAAUGAAAUAGAACGACUUAAAAAUGAAUUAACACAUAAAAAAGAAAUGAUUUUUGAAAAAGAUAAACUCAUUCAAGAUGCACAAUAUAAAAGUCGAGAAAUACUUCUUGAACGACAAUCAGUUGAAGAUAGAAUAUCAAAUGAAUAUAAACGAUUAAAUGAACUUGUUGAUAAAAAUCGUCUUCUUGAAGAAGAAUUAGAACGUAUGCGACGUAGUCAGAUACUCGAAAAUAUUACUGUUCGCAGAACUGAUGUUAUAAAUCUUGAUACUGGUACAGUUGAUUCAUCAAAUCGUCUUGAAGAAUUACGAACAAAAAUCAAUGAAUUUGAACGACGAUUUGCAUCUGAAAAAGCUUCGAAAGAAUCAUUACAAGUUCAAAUAAAAAUACUCGAAGAAGAAAAUGCUGAUCUUCGAGAUAUAAUGAGUCAGAUGCGAAAGAGAGCACAUGAUGAUCGACGGACAGAUCGAGAUCGUAAUGACGAGAUUCAACAAUUAAUUGCUCGUGCUGAAUCAAAUGCUCGUCAAUAUAUGUCAAAUUUUAAUAUAUCAACAACAUCACCAACAUCGACUUUAGUGAGGAUAAUUCCAAUAUCCUCACCAACAAAAAUUUCAUGA